AUGGCUGCUUCGUUUUCGUAUGUAUUGGGCUUGGGCGAGGUGUCACCAUGCCAGUUCCUUCUGCUUGGCGACAAAGACGUGCUGUGCACUGUUGUCCGGUCGGAGGAAAGCAGACUCAGACAUUCGCAAGACAAGUCAGCCGCAUCGGCGAUGGAGUUGGCCGCCGAAGUCCAGGCUAUCCCGCUCAGGCAAUCGUCCAUAGACACGCGGUGGAGGACGACAUGUUACAACUUUGCGUUGCCCACUUCAGCCACGUGUCUGCACCUGCGGCCUCGCCUGUAUUCAGGCUGCGCUUUACACGUCAAACACCGCAAUCCAGCCAUCAUCGCCGUCAUCAUCGAAGCCAUCGCUAGAGUCAAAAUUAUCUCGCCCAUACCUGCCAUCCUGUGCCCAGCGCUCAAUUUCCAGGACGCCUACUCGUGA
This is a messenger RNA of Cordyceps militaris CM01, 423 nucleotides long. RefSeq lists its product as uncharacterized. The record is from RefSeq and is a predicted model, not a curated record. The coding region runs from base 1 to 423 and encodes 140 amino acids. NCBI's taxonomy places the organism in Eukaryota, Fungi, Ascomycota, Sordariomycetes, Hypocreales, Cordycipitaceae. The transcript has 3 exons.